Alnus glutinosa is the source of this 1556-nucleotide messenger RNA. RefSeq lists its product as uncharacterized. The coding region runs from base 527 to 1243 and encodes 238 amino acids. NCBI's taxonomy places the organism in Eukaryota, Viridiplantae, Streptophyta, Magnoliopsida, Fagales, Betulaceae. The record is from RefSeq and is a predicted model, not a curated record. The transcript is spliced from 7 exons.
UACGCGGUGCGGUUCUCAGUGACACGUGCAAAACCCUCAUCUUUGGGCAGUGACAAUUCCCGCACGAGAAAACCCUGUGCUUUCAUCGACUUGACUUCACUCUCUCACACACACUUUCCCUGUCUCCGUGCUCUUUGUUAAUGGCGACGAUAUAGAAGAAUUAGGGUUUGAGUGAAAUCUAUCUGAUUGCUCAAAAUGUAUUCGUUAAUGGUGAAGCCCUCCUUUGUGCCUCAAGUUUCUCGUUCUUCUUCUUCUUUGUUGUCUGCGUCGUAUUGCUCGACUCGUUCUUGUUCUUCGCUUAGCUUCCCGAUAAGGACCAAGUACAGAGGAACGAAACGACUCGCUUUGAGAAUUCACGCUUAUGAUUCUUCCAAGGACGACGCUUCCAAUGCCUCGGGCGAUUCCAAGCCUCCCAACGGCACUCUGUUAUAGUUGACUGUAUGCUUGUGUCCCUUUCUGAAAUCUACAGCCAAAGACCAGGAGAGAAAUUCUAUUGGAGUAUGUCAAAAAUGUGCAGCCAGAAUUUAUGGAGUUGUUUGUGAAGAAAGCACCUCAACAGGUAGUUGAUGCAAUGCGUCAAACGGUGACAAAUAUGAUUGGAACACUUCCACCACAAUUUUUUGCAGUGACAGUCUCCACAGUUGCUGAAAACAUUGCACAGCUAAUGUACAGUGUCAUGAUGACUGGAUAUAUGUUUAAGAAUGCACAAUACCGUUUGGAACUACAACAAAGCUUGGAGCAGGUUGCUCUUCCUGACGUGCAAGAUAAAAAGGAUGUGCCAGAUUAUGCACCUGGUACACAGAAGAAUGUGUCAGGUGAAGUUAUUAGGUGGAAUAAUGUUUCUGGUCCUGAACGAAUUGAUGCAAAAAAGUACAUAGAGUUACUUGAAGCUGAGAUUGAGGAACUGAAUCAUCAAGUUGGUAGAAAAUCAAAUGGGCAAAAUGAAUUGUUGGAAUAUCUAAAAUCUCUUGAGCCCCAAAAUCUGAAGGAUUUGACAAGCAGUGCCGGAGAGGAUGUUGUGCUUGCGAUGAAUACAUUCAUAAAGCGCCUUUUGGCUGUCUCAGAUCCCAGCCAAAUGAAGACAAAUGUAACGGAGACGAGUGCGCCCGAACUUGCCAAGCUUCUUUAUUGGCUGAUGGUUGUUGGUUACAGCAUUCGCAACAUUGAAGUCCGUUUUGACAUGGAACGAGUCCUUGGGACUCCCCCAAAGCUUGUGGAAUUACCUCCAGGAGAAAAUGUUUAAAGCACUGCAGUUUGAACUGCAGAGAACAGAAGUUAUGGUGCUCUUGGAGCAGUGUUCUUUAUACUGGAAUACUAUGUGAAAGAAGGGUCUUUUUAAAGUUUGGACAAAGCUGAAGGCUCAAUCCAUAGGUGAUUCAUGGUUGGGAAGGCAAAAUUUUCACAUGCCACCGUUGCCUCUCUCCAGUAGUCGAAAUUAUUGUUAAUAGUGUCAAAGCUAAGGUAUUAUUUUUGGACACAUUAGUUAAUUUUUCUUCUGUAUUUUGUCUCAAAGACGUGCAAAUGCUCACAAUAAAUGAUUUUAUUUACCAUCAAAA